AUGCCGCACGCGCUCAUGCUCGGUGCCCCAGUUUCCCGCGCGGGACGCGAGGGCGCCCCCUGGAGCAGCCUGGACCACGCGCGCCUGCGCAGUGGGAGCCCCCGCGAGCCGGCUGGCUGGCCGGGACUACAGUUCCCAGCAGGCCCCGCGUGGCGUGCCGAGUUCGAGACCCGGUUUACCUUCCCAGGGGGGCCUCCGGGGUCCCCGUUGCCGCCGGAGGCGGGCAGCGAGGCUCUCGCGGGGACCGCAGUGUUCGACUACGAGGCGGCGGGCGACGAGGAGUUGACCCUGCGGAGGGGCGACCGCGUGCAGGUGCUUUCCCAGGACUGUGCCGUGUCUGGCGACGAGGGCUGGUGGACCGCGGGCCUCCAGCUGCCGCAGGAGAUCCCCUUCCACGAGCUGCAGCUGGAGGAGAUCAUCGGCGUGGGGGGCUUCGGCAAAGUCUACCGGGCCCUGUGGCAAGGCGAGGAGGUGGCCGUCAAGGCCGCCCGCCUGGACCCUGAGCGGGACCCGGCUGUGACAGCAGAGCAGGUGCGCCAGGAGGCCCGGCUCUUCGGAGCGUUGCGGCACCCCAAUAUCAUUGCCCUUCGGGGCGCCUGCCUCAGCCCCCCACACCUCUGCCUGGUCAUGGAAUAUGCCAGAGGGGGCGCACUGAGCAGGGUGCUGGCCGGUCGCCGGGUGCCCCCUCACGUACUCGUCAACUGGGCCGUGCAGGUGGCCCGGGGCAUGAACUACCUUCACAACGAUGCCCCCGUGCCCAUCAUCCACCGGGACCUCAAGUCCAUCAACAUCCUCAUCCUGGAGGCCCUCGCGGACCACAGCCUCACAGACACGGUGCUCAAGAUCACGGACUUCGGCCUUGCCCGCGAGUGGCACAAGACCACCAAGAUGAGCGCCGCGGGCACCUACGCCUGGAUGGCCCCCGAGGUUAUCCGUCUCUCCCUCUUCUCCAAGAGCAGCGACGUCUGGAGCUUCGGGGUGCUGCUCUGGGAGCUGCUGACAGGGGAGGUCCCUUACCAUGAAAUCGAUGCCUUGGCUGUGGCGUAUGGCGUGGCUAUGAACAAGCUGACGCUGCCCAUCCCCUCCACGUGCCCCGAGCCCUUUGCCCGCCUGCUGGAGGAAUGCUGGGACUCCGACCCCCACGGGCGGCCGGACUUCGGCAGCAUCCUGAAGCAGCUUGAAGUCAUUGAGCAGUCAGCCCUAUUCCAGAUGCCCCUGGAGUCCUUCCACUCGCUGCAGGAAGACUGGAAGCUGGAGGUCCAGCACAUGUUCGACGACCUCCGAACCAAAGAGAAGGCGCUCCGGAGCCGAGAGGAGGAGCUGCUGCGGGCGGCGCAGGAGCAGCGCUUCCAGGAGGAGCAGCUGCGGCGGCGGGAGCAGGAGCUGGCCGAGCGCGAGAUGGACAUCGUGGAGCGGGAGCUGCACCUGCUCAUGUGCCAGCUCAGCCAGGAGAAGCCGCGCGUGCGCAAGCGCAAGGGCCACUUCAAGCGCAGCCGCCUGCUCAAGCUGCGCGAAGGCAGCAGCCGAAUCAGCCUGCCCUCCGGCUUUGAGCAUAAGAUCACCGUGCAGGCCUCCCCGACUCUGGAGAAGCGAAAAGGAUCCAAUGGGGCCAGCCCCCCGGCCAGCCCCAGCAUCAUCCCCCGGCUAAGGGCCAUUCGCUUGACUCCCGUGGACCGGGGCGGCGGGACCUGGGGCCGCAGUGGGCCCCCAAAGACGGAAGAGCUGGUUGGAAGCAAGAAGAAGGGCCGGACCUGGGGGCCCAGCUCGACGCUGCAGAAGGAACGGGGCGGCGGAGAGGAGAGGCUGAAGACGUUGGGGGAAGGCAGCAAACAGUGGUCGUCCAGCGCCCCCAACCUGGGCAAGUCCCCCAAACACACACCCAUCGCCCCCGGCUUUGCCAGCCUCAACGAGAUGGGCGAUGACCCGGGGCCAGGCCUAGUGCCCUCGGCCACCCUCGUGUCGCUGUCCUCCGUGUCCGACUGCAACUCCACCCGUUCGCUGCUGCGCUCCGACAGCGAUGAGGCCACGCCAGCUGGGCCCUCCCCACCUCCCUCCCCUCCUGCGCCCACCCCCUCCCUCCACACCAACCCCCUGGUGGACCUGGAGCUGGAGAGCUUCAAGAAGAAUCCCCGCCAGUCACUGACGCCCACCCACGUCACCGCUGCGCGUGCCGUCAGCCGUGGGCACCGCCGGACGCCAUCAGACGGGGCCCUAGGGCAGCGGGGUCCCCCGGAGGCUGCAGGCCCUGGCCCCCGAGAGGCCCUGGAGUUCCCCCGUCUGCCGGACCCCCAGGCCUUGUUCCCAGCCCGCCGGCGGCCCCCUGAGUUCCCUGGCCGCCCCACCACUCUGACCUUUGCCCCACGCCCCCGGCCAGCUGCCAACCGACCCCGCCUGGAUGCCUGGAAACUGGUCUCCUUUGGCCGGACGCUCAGCAUCUCGCCUCCCAGCAGGCCAGACACCCCGGAGAGCCCUGGACCACCCAGGGUGCAGCCCACGCUGCUGGACAUGGACAUGGAGGGGCAGAACCAGGAUAGCACCGUGCCCCUGUGCGGCGCCCGCUGAGCCGCCCGGCAGCCACGAAUGUAGCGCCUCAGGCCCACCCCAGCUACAGGGCAGGGAGGCUCUGGGCUGGACACUUGCUCUAUUUAUUGGGGAAUGGGGGGACACUUAAUUUAUUUCUUUGUAUCUGCCUUGGGGGUCAGGGGGUGAGCAGGGACACUCAGGGACAGGGCAUCAUGGCAAUUUGGCACAAAACGCAGCAUUAAAGGUGACCCCUGCCUCCUAC
Molecule: messenger RNA, 2785 nt
Organism: Echinops telfairi (small Madagascar hedgehog)
Lineage: Eukaryota; Metazoa; Chordata; Mammalia; Afrosoricida; Tenrecidae
Gene: MAP3K10
Product: mitogen-activated protein kinase kinase kinase 10
Biological process (GO): positive regulation of apoptotic process; protein phosphorylation
Molecular function (GO): protein binding; ATP binding; JUN kinase kinase kinase activity
Source: RefSeq, a predicted model, not a curated record